This is a messenger RNA of Python bivittatus (Burmese python), 1935 nucleotides long. The record is from RefSeq and is a predicted model, not a curated record. NCBI's taxonomy places the organism in Eukaryota, Metazoa, Chordata, Lepidosauria, Squamata, Pythonidae.
AUGGAAGCUAAUGAGACUGAGGGGCAGAAUUGCUGGGAGGGUGUGAAGCAGCAGGAAGAGUUAGAGGAGGCCUUAGGUUUGACCUAUUGGGAAUCAAGACUCAAAGCAGACCUGCAGCUGAAGCUCUUUUUCUUCUUUCUCCUCUUCCUCCUUACAGCAAAUGUCAUUCUGGAUCCAGACACAGCUCACCCCUGCCUCACCAUCUCCAAGGAUCAUAAAAGCAUCGAAGUUAGAGAAGACUUGGGAGAUCCAUCCCUUCCCAAAAACCCUGAGAGAUUUGAAAACUGUCAAUACGUCCUUGGCUGUCAGGGGUUCUCAACAGGGAGGUAUUUCUGGGAAGUCAAUGUAGGAGAUAAGGAAGUAUGGGCUGUAGGGGUUGUCAGAAAGUCAGUGGAAAGAAAGUAUUGGACCGAUAUUAGUCCUGACGCAGGCAUCUGGGAGAUUCAGAAAGUGGAGGGGAGAUACACAGCCAGUUUUUCCAACAAAAGUCUCGAUCUACCCCAGAAUGCCAGGAGGAUCCGAGUCUCUCUCAACUGUGAAGGGGGACAGGUGACCUUUUUUAAUGCAGAGACCGCAGCCCUGCUCUACAGAUUAUCGGAAGCUCUCUUUGCUGGAGAGACCCUUCUGCCCUCCUUCUAUCUGGGUGACAAUGCCUCCCUGACACUCUCCCCCUAAAAAUGGGGACAUACAUGGAGAAAACUUUGGAAAAAUUUUCUAUUUGCCAAGCAGUGAUCUCUGAAAGCCUAUAGAGCAAAUUUGCACAGAAAUAAAUACUGCCCCCCAUGGAAAAUUGGCUGGAGGGAGGAAGGAUCUCCCCUCCUACAUGGAACCUUGUUAACAGUCUGUCUCAGGAGGACCAGGUGGAUUACCUGCAUCUUCUUAUAAAUGCUUUGAAGAUGAACUGAUACAACCUUUGCAAAAAAUUAUGAACUUUAUUUUGGAAAAGGGAUGAAUACCAGAAAAUUGGAAAGGAGCAAAUAUUGCUUUAAUUCAUAAAGAAGGACAUGACUCUAUACCAAAAAUUGAUCAGCUAAUUUUUUUACUGAACAAUGACUAUAAAAUAUUUACUGUGGUUUUAGCUGAAAGAAUAAGAGGUGUAUUGCAGGACUUUAUACAUGAAAAUCAGUGUGGAGUUCUACUUAAAAGAGAGUUGAGGGACAAUAUAAGAAAUAGACAAUGUAAGAAAUAUUUUACUAGAAUAUUUGGAAAAACAUAAUGGAAAACUAGCUGCAUUGGUAUUUCCUGAUGUGGAGAAAGCAUUUGAGAAUUGGAACUGAAUUUUUUUUGUUUAAAAUUUUGGAAAAAAUGGAUUGGAGAUAACUUUAUUAAAUGGGUAAAAGUGAUAUAUACGUCAUAAACAGCACAAAUUCUAGUCAACCGAGUUCAGAGGACACCCAGCAGAAAUGCCUUCUCUAUGGACUUCUCCAUCUAAUGGCCGUGCCUUCUCCUUCAUCGGCUUCUUUUUAAUUUUAUUAUGCUAAACUACUUAUCAAAAAGAAAAUAUAAAUGUACGUAGCAUUAAUAAAUGUUAACAUUAGUGAUCAAAAUCAGCAGUGAGAACCAUGCACAAAAUGGAGCAAGUGAAUUUUUUCUUUUUAUCUUGAAAUACCAAGAACAGGAGUCAUUCAGUGAAGCUGAAUUUUCUACUUCUAACUAAUACCUUGAGCGAAACGAGACAAGGCGGUUGAUAUUGCUGUAGGUUGGAUUUGAAAUUGUUGCUCUAUGAUAAAAGGUUUUAAAUCACUGAAGAUUCCACAUGAUUCUUAGAGAUAUAAAAUGAAUUAUUUAUAUCCUGCCUGCCUCCGUAGCACCUGCCCACGACACCAGCCCAUAGGUCUUGCAUCCUGACCUGCUUGCCUGGGACUCCCACCUCUUCCCACAUUGUGGUCAUGUGAGGUCCUCGUUUAACAACCCACGUGGUCCUGGGGUUACGAC